UGUCGCUUUCAUUCAUUGUUGAUUCUCCUCAUUCAUUGUUACACUUCGGAAGGAGCAACAACAGUGGAACCGCGCUCGGUUGCUGAGGAAAAACAGCUCUUUUUCAGCAGCAAUCAGCAGUGUGUAAAGUGUGGUACGGAAAAAGGGAAAACAAUACUACCCCCAUGUGUGUGUGUGUGUGUUUCUGUAGGUGAAGUUAUAAAAAAGAGAGAAAUAAUACUUUGUGUGUGAUUUUGUACGCGUUGCGGUACAGUCCUUUUUUCUGUUUGGCCAAGGUGUAGUGAUCGCAAGUGACAGAUCGAUAGUAAAUAAACACUAAGGAAACGUCGGUGAGUAGCGCCGCUGGCGCUACUACUGUAAACAAAUCGGCAGCAAUCGGCAACGCCAUCGAAAAUGGUGUAGAAGGCGCAGAGGGCGCAUAAGUAAAGCUUCCGGUGGUGUGAUACGUACAUUCCACGAGACGUUCUUUCGUUUUGCAAGCAAUUCCCCACCCAUACAACGGAAUAGAAAAGCAAAAACGAUACGGGAACUGUGUGUGUCCCCCACACUGUCGUCUCUCCAGUGCAUGAAGGAAGAAAGUGAAGCAAGAAACCCUGUGCAAUAAUUAGCGUGCUACACAAAAAAAGGAGGGUGCAGUGAGAGAGAAUUUUCCAACAAAUAAAAAAAUAAAAACCCCUUGCUCGUGGAACAGAUCGCGCCCCACCACCGGACGCGCAGCAACGAUGAUGAAUCCGAACCAUUCCGGUGCGUCACGGCGGCCGUACUCGCGCGGUGCCGUACCGCGCAACCGCUCCCGGAUGCCGUUCUCGCCGCACCAUUCGCACCACGCGAACCGGAACCAUGGCGGGCACAACCAGUCCUGGUACAACAAGGACAUGGAGAAUAGCUUUAACUACGGUGACAGCGGCAGUAGUCCGAAAGAGUCAUCCUUCACCUACACCUCCAAGUCCCCGCCGGUGCAGUUGCAUUCCCCUCCCAUAGCGGGCCGCCCGACGGCGGCCACCAUACUAAUGCCUUACGGUGCUGCUGACGAUGGUAGUAUUAAUAAUAGAUCUCAACAAAUUCUUAGAGCCGGCCCGAGCCACAUUGACCGACACCGGAUCAAUAUGGGCGGUAAUAGUAUGCAGGAGCGCAACCGGCACACGAUGAGUGCGUCCUCGAUCGAUCGCCAUCUGAAUCACUUCGAGGGGCCAUCCAACUCGACGCGCGGCGCGGAUCUGCACGGUGGCGACGCACGCUCGGUCCUGUCGAUGGACUCGAUGCGCAACAGCCGCGACAACAACGGUGGCGCCCGCGAGCGCUUCAGCCCGCACUAUCACCCCGGUGGUGGUAGUGGUGGUGGGGGUGGGAGCGGCGGCGGCAAUGGUUCCGGACCAGCCGGUGGAAGCAAUCAGGGCUCGUCGCCCCCGUACUGCCCGGUGGAUGGGAUCGGGGGCAACGGUGGCAUCAAAUCGGACAGCCCGUCGCGCAAGCGGCGGCGUGUUUCGUCCCGGCUGCCGAGCCAAUCGCCGCCGGCCGCCAUCUGGGAGCAGCGCCGCUCGCCCCGCAACGGUGGCGGCAUGAUGUCGCUGAUGGGCACGAGCGGCGCUAAUGGCGGUGGUAAUGGGCAGGGCAGCAACGGUGGCUUGGGGAACCAUGGCAUGAACGGGCACCACAGCAUGUCCCAGCAGCAGCAGCAGCAGCAGCAGCCGCAAUCGUCGCAAAGCGGCCAGCAGCAGCAGCUGGUACCGCCGCAACUGCACCACCGUGACCAUCCACAACCGCAUCAUCAUCACCCGAUGCACCAUCACCACCAUCACUCGCAGCAGCAGCAGCAGCAACAGCAACAGCAGCAGCAGUCUCAUCAUCACACGAACGGGGGAGGAUCGCAUCUGCACCCGAGCUCGGGCGGUGGUCUGGCGGCAGCCGUCAUAUCGCAGCUUCAGUCGCACGCACACCAUCCGCAGGGCAGUCCGCCGAUCCGGCGGCCCCGCUUCCACCGUGAUCAGCAAUCGCAGCAGCAGCAGCAGCAGCCUCAGCAGCAGCAACAGCAGCAGCAGCAGCAGCAGCAACGUCCCUGGGAGUCGCUGACGCAGGUGUUCCAACAGGCUCCGGCCGCGCAGGCCCAACAUCAACAUCCGGCCUCCUCGCUGAUGGUCGACAUUAACCAGGUGCCGGUCAGUCUGCCGCUCGGCCAUCACCACGAGCAGCUGUGGACGUACUCGGCCGGGCCGCACAUUUCAAUCUGCUCCGGGCACCCGGCCGCACCGCAUUUGCCACCGUGUCAGGUCCAUGGCGUGUACUCGCAACCGUUUGCACAGACCUGCGGUAUUGGCGGGCAUUUCGGGGGCUUUGCCUCGUCCGCUGGGCCGGCACUGGCCGUUCCGCAUCCACCACCGCACCAAGCGCACUACCAGCAUCCCCAUCUGGCACAGCAGCGCACCGACGGCUUGACGCUGGACGGGUUGGAGCAUGCCGGCGGGUCACCGUUGCACCUGUCGCCGCUCGCCACCCACGCGCACCAUCUGCACGGUGCCUCGCCGCAGAUGACGCAGCUGACCGCGGCGGCCCAACCGAUCUACAUUUCCACCGAGGUAAGUGCCGUGGGCAGUGAGGUGCCCCGAACGGGCGUCACACCCGCCGGAACACUGAUCCCACUGAUCGCGAACGUCCCGCAGGGUCGCAACUAUGAGAUACUGCACCGGACGGUUCGCCGGGCGAUCACGGCACCGCGGCGCAACUUUGCCCGCUUCCACUGGCCCGGCCCACCCCCGCCGCCGCCGCCACCGCCGCCACCGGCGCACCAUCAGCACCACCAUCCGGGCCACCACCCGACGCAUCACCAUCGGCCCCACGCGCCACCACCACCGGCCGCCCUGCAGGCCCAUCCGCAGCCGCUCGGCCAUCCGCAGCCGGCCCACGUCACGCUGUCGGCCACCACGUCCGCCUACUCGGGCAUACUGCUGAACUUCCUACCCGUCCGAUGCCCUUUCAGAGCGAUGUUCCCGCUGUCCUCGUACGGUCCGCCGGACCUGAACUCGCCGGACUCGAACGAGACGGAAAAUUACGAAGCGCUGCUCAGCCUAGCCGAGCGUCUGGGCGAGGCGAAACCGCGCGGUCUGGCACGGCCCGAAAUCGACCAACUGCCGAGCUACAAGUUCAACGCAGAAACUCACACCGGUGAUCAAACAUCGUGCGUGGUUUGCAUGUGUGAUUUCGAGGCGCGUCAAAUCCUGCGGGUGUUGCCCUGUUCGCACGAGUUCCAUGCUAAAUGCGUUGAUAAGUGGUUGCGGUCCAAUCGCACGUGUCCAAUAUGCCGCGGCAACGCGUCGGAGUACUUCGAAAGCAGCGAGGAACAGUAAUCAUGAACACCGGCACAAACCGACGCAAUCGAAAGCCAUUCGGUAGGUGUGUAUGUGUGCUAGUUUUCGGAUUGUGGCAAGUUGGUGUCUACUGCCGCGCGGAGGACGGUGUUGACGAGUUUAAACAAAUCUACGUUGUCGUGUUUGUCACCUUUUGCAAUAUUCUACCAAUCAGCGUCUCAGUAAACAAAAACUGCCUCAUCAGGAACAGUCCCUGGCAGAGUAUGCUUUACGUCUUUCACAUUUAAAUCGCGCUAGUGAAAUCCACUGUAGUGUUUGCCACCCACCAACAGGCUGUUGCUUUUUAUCUGGCCUCUUCUUGAGCGCAAAAUCGCUAAAGUUUUCCUUUCCUCGAUACAGAUAUGCGAAUCUCAAGCAGCAGUAAGCUCACAAACACACAUAAAAAUAUCUUACGAAAGCUUGUUAAGUGGUUUUGUGUAAGUUUUUGCUUUACUAACAUCAUUUGAAUUGCUGCCACCUCAAAGUUACUAACGAGAACACUUUAUAGAAGAGUUUUGCGAGUGAAAACAAGAGUCUGUUGCAUGUGGUAACAGGAAUAAAUCUAUGAGCUACAUAUGUGGAUGUUUCCUUUCCAAAUUAGGUUAUUGUUUGUAGAUGCUUUAGAAGAGUUUGCAAACGAUAUGGAUAAGCGUGUCCUGCAAUUAGGUUACAAAUGGAAUGGCAAUAAUACAACGGCAACAAUGGCAGCGUUAUGAAUUCAAUGUUAUUCCUAUGUUUUGCACCUGUUUUGCCAGCAGGAGAGAGGGAGUAAAUUCAAACUGCGACGAUUCAGCAAAAAACAAAAGUGCGCUAAUUGCGAGCAGCAACCACAAGCAUAAUAUUAAACUGCAAACAAAACAAAACAAUGGUUAUCCAAGCGAAUAAUCAGUGAAACCACGAUAGAACCCGGAAUGACAAUGCAAACGCCAUUUCGCAACCACCCAAGAGCAAUAAUUCGAAAACAACAAACAAAGCAACCAAGCUCAGUCAACGUAUACAACACACAAUUGUUUUCAUAUGCCAUAAUAUAAGUAGCGAAUGGGGAACGAUAUAAUACUGCUAACUAUGUAUAGCAUUACAAACAUGCAACAAUAUUGUUAUGCAACAACCAAAAAAAAGGAAAAAAAAAUCUCAAAAAGGAACAUUUUUAUUCCAAUGUCCAAUGGCGCGUUUGACAAUGGCACUACGUCAACAGUACGGCAAGAUUUGCUACAAAAUUUUAAACACUUUUAAAAAGUCUAUUACAGCACCUGACUAUUGCUUUUUAUCGGUAUUGUUCUGUUUCAAUGCGGUUGUUUUUUCUUCAUCAUACUUUAACGGUUUUUUGAGUAGUAAAUCGCGUAUCGUAACAUUCUUACGUCUGUUUUCUUGCUUAACAAACAAACAACAAACAACUAUCCUAGUUAAGUUGCAUUUUUUAAAACACAAUUUGUUGUUCGUUUAAUCGACCGGAUUACACGCACCACGGUAGAAGAUGAUUGUGUGCCAUCACGGGUGGCCUCAUAGGUUUAUGUCUAUAUUUAGUGUGUAACCCAUGUAAGCAAACGUUCAGCAGUCGGUUCGUGUAGCUGUUUGCAUGGUUGUGGUUUUUAUAGUAUCAAAAUAAUUUUAUACUUAUCGAAAUGCUUGAUCAACGAAUAACCUGUGUGUACACACCUCUCAAGUCGGUGAAAUAGCAAUGAACAGUAAUGAUUGUUAAAACAUACGUAGGACCAAUGCCAUAAUAGUCACGAUAUUCGAUAUAAGCAAAUAGUAUGACCACAAGAGCAAGUUAGAAUCUUUUAUCUUGUUUUUGUUUGUUUUAUCACUAACAAAUCUCGUAAUGAUCAAUUUCAACCAGAGUUACCUUACACAUAUUGGUUUUGCCUCGAUAGCAUUUUACAUUAUAGCAAUCGCUUAAGCUCUUUCUUCUACUAUCGCCACCAACGUUAUGUUUUGUGAAGGACCAACCCACGAACCUAUAGUUUUGUCAUACUUUUGUAAUUUGUAAGGUCAGAUUUUCAUGCACUUUUCAUCAGCGCUGUUCUGCUCUACUGCUUAUAAUGCUUCUUUAACAAUCGUUGCACGUGUACGGUCGAGACUAGGCAGAGAACUGGAUAUUCAAAAUCAUUCCAUUAGGCAAACCAUUAAGGCUUGUAAGUCACGCGGAUUGAACAAGAUUUGCGACAAACUUCCAAUCAGAGGAGUGCAAAUAUUUUAAACGUGGUGUUUUGUGUUGUUUCUCUUCAUACCUUUUUUUUUACUGAUAAUGCAUUUUAAAGUUGCUGUGGAAAUUCCUAUCUUAUUUUUUUGUUUCAAUCUAUUCUAUAAGCACACCAUUAGCCCAUUUUUAUCUCAGGACAAGUAUCGUUUUUUUUUUUAUUUUACAAAAGCACCAAUGCUAGAUUUGCAAGUACAGUUUUAGUUGAUAUGAUCGUGUGCACAGAUUUGAUUCGAAUAACGGAUGCAACAAUCAGCAAUCAACAAAACAGAAAAAGCUUUGAAUCUUCCGUUCAGUUCCUGGGAGCUUCGAUUUAUGUUUCACUGGAGCGCUUUAUGAUCUCGAAUGAAUUGCAUGCGCGCGCGUGCGUGUUUGUGUGUUAUUAAACCGUUCGCAAGCAAAUCUGUACUAUCUAUCACGUAGGUUAUUUUAAUUUUAAUAAACAUGCACGCACACGCAGACAAACCGUGGCCCAUCCCGUCGAGGAUGUGGUCGGUUAAGCAAUCAUCCCUUUUAUUGCCUUUCCAUUAAUCCAUAAAUGCCAUUCAGCUUUAUUAAUAUAGCAAUGUUAUAGUUGUUACGCGUUUAGUGAUUAAUUACUUGUUUCAUUAAGUCAUAUCCUGCUCUUUUUUCAAUGGUUUGUUUCGGGGUUUUAAUGUUUAUGUUUCUACAAAUGUCCAGUGGUAUGGCUAGCAAUUCCAUAUCGUACAUGUUUCUGCGUGUUUUUAAAAUCAUAAUCACGAUGUUUGUUGUUUGACAUUGAACAGCCAACAGCAAUAAAACCAACUUUUGUUGUAUCCGAGAGAUGUUACAGCAAAACGUAAAUUGAAACCAAUUUACACUCUCUUCCUCUCCCUCCAAUUGCUCAUUCGCUCCCGGUAGAUUUUAGUUGUGUUCAAUGUUGCGUUGCCGAAUGCAACGAAUGCGUAACAAACAAAACAAACAUAAAGAAGAAAAAAAAACGCUAAACCUAUUGAAUGUGAUUUUGGUACAAUAUUAGCUUAGAGGAAAUCGAUAAAUUGAAACGUUUUGUAUGUAGUAUGUGUGUGUGUGUGUGCAUGUGUGGUAAAAAGGAUAAAAAAUAUGUUUCUAAAAAAAUCGUAAAACAAAAUCCGUCAUCCUGGCGCGUCGGUAGAAAAGUAGUUGCGGUGGCGUAUGCAUUAAUGCGCAGGGAAUAAUACAAAUACGAGCACUUUCCAUAAUCGACACAGCAGAACAGACCCCAGCACGUGUCGCGGAUGGAAGUGACGAUUGCAGGAAGCUAAUUAUAUCUUAAAUGAUUAUCAAUAAGAAGACAAGUACAUUUUAAAAUGGGAUCAAUGGAUAGGUUUAAAGAGAGAAUCACGCUUAUGAUGCGCGCUUGUGAUGGUUUUCGUAUUUCAGUCUCUUUUUGUAGUGUUUUUUCUCUCCUUUCUUUCUUUCUUGUUUCACUUUGCAAACUUUCUACCGCUCCCUGUAGUUUGUAACACUAGCCUCUAAUUACAAAAAAAAAACCAAAACCCGGAAAAGUGCUAUCUUUUCGGGAUAGGAGCAAAAAAAACUCUCUCACACACACGGGCUUUUAUAUAUAAGCCGCGCAGAAUGUUUUUUGGACAAUAUGUAAAACUAACUGUAACUUUCGUACGACACGGCACAAAUUCUACUGCUAUAGUAGCACCCACUGUUGUUGUAAAAUCUCAUCUCACCUAUCGAAACCACACCACACCACACUAUGCACGCUAUGUUGUAAUAUCGCCUGUAACAGAACUGCCGUGAAUGUGUAAAAUCCGUGACCGUGUGAAUGAGACCGCGUGUGUGUGAAUGCGUACGAUUAUCAGGCCGCAUUAUCAGGCGACGCCGACAAUCGUUUGUGUGUGCAAGGAUAUGCCGAAUGAAUGGGGUAAUUAUUAACAAAGAAGAAAAGUGUUUAAGUAAACAAAGUAACAGCAAAGCAUUAUUGUGUGCCCCUCCUACAUUCUGGACUGAUCUUUAUAUAUAUACAUAUGAUAAAAACAAAAAAAACAAAAGUACAUAUAAAUAUAUAUAUACAUUACGGUAAAGCAGACGUGUACAAUGCAAUGAAAAACAAACAAACAAAACGAACGAAUAAAAAGAAAAGGGAACGCUCGAAAAGAGUAUGCGUAUUACCAUAUAUCGAACCAUUUUCCACCCCCAGCGCUAAAAAAAAAGAAAAGAACAACAACAUUCCACAGUAUUGUCACUAACCCCUUUGAAGCCAAAUAGCGAAAAAUGCAUGUAAACUUAAAUUACACCAAAUAAUACAGAAACAAAUGAGAGUGCAGCACACCACACAGAGAGAGAGAGAGAGAGCAGUGUGAAUGCCAUCGCCAUUCAGGUGGUGUACAUUCUGAAAUGGAGAAAAAAAUCAAACAAAAUAACAAAAAAAUAAACUAAACUAUAGCAAAACUAAAUGUGCGCAAUUUUGCUGUAGCGUGUGUGUAGAGUGACGUGACUUUUAGUGGUUUCCAUGUUGAAUAAUAAGAGAAAAAGCGAAGAAAACAGAGAGAGAGAGAGAUAGGAAGGAAGGGAAAAAUAGGAACAAACAAAAACAUAAGAAAAUACAUCCGCCCUGUUUAGUAGUCUUUAAAAUGCCACUAGCCUUGGUUGUUGCAACAAAAGGCAUAAGCGUGUGAAAACAAACAAAAAAUGCAACAGAAACAAAAUAGAAUUUCCUGCAUACAAAAGUCACAACCAAAAGAAACAUAUAAACCAUCGGCAGCGUUCUAAAUACACCCGUACACUCACACAUUACCUUGUAUCUUCCUUAUAUUUUAACAAUGUUCAAUAUUCAUUAGUAAAUGGGUGACCGAAAUCAAUCACUGCUAGAUAAUAGACAGGGCAGGGACAGAUGUGCAUGAAAGUAUAGAACAACAA
This is a messenger RNA of Anopheles coluzzii, 8415 nucleotides long. RefSeq lists its product as uncharacterized. Lineage: Eukaryota; Metazoa; Arthropoda; Insecta; Diptera; Culicidae. The coding region runs from base 723 to 3341 and encodes 872 amino acids. The record is from RefSeq and is a predicted model, not a curated record. The transcript is spliced from 9 exons.